UCACCUAACAUGGCCGAGGCAUCAGAAGGUGACACGUUAGAGAAAAAAUCGGGUUGUACUCGAGUUUCUGCCAAGAACAACACAAGAAGGAGAUUUGUCGGAACUAAGUCAAAUGCUGGACAGACGACUGACAAACUUACAGAAAUAGGGGCCAAUAAGAGAAGAGUUGUUCGUCAGAUUCCAGAUGAGAUUCUGAACAAUCCUGAGCUGCAGAAUGCUGUGAGACAGUUACCACCCAACUACAAUUUUGAAAUUUUCAAGACAGUAUGGAGAAUUAAAGAAAUAAAUGCUAAAAGAGUGGCAUUACAGUUCCCUGAAGGACUACUAUUGUUUGCUUGCACUAUAGCAGACAUUUUAGAAAGAUUCACAGGUUGUGAUACAGUUAUCAUGGGGGAUGUCACAUAUGGUGCUUGUUGUGUUGAUGACUUCACUGCAAGGGCCCUUGGUUGUGAUCUCAUGGUUCACUAUGGACACAGCUGUUUGAUUCCUAUUGACUCCACCAAAGGAAUCAAGAUGUUAUAUGUAUUUGUGGACAUUAAGCUGGAUGCCACACAUUUUGUGGACACUGUCAGACACAAUUUUGAAACUGGAAAGUCGCUUGCAAUUGUGAGCACAAUUCAAUUUGUGACAACACUUCAAGCUGUAUAUCAGGACCUGUGUAAAGAUUAUCAGGUUGAGAUUCCACAGUGUAAACCAUUGUCACCCGGAGAGAUUCUGGGCUGCACUGCUCCCAGAAUAAAAGACAAGGAUGCAUUCAUUUACUUAGGUGAUGGAAGGUUUCAUCUAGAAGCUGUUAUGAUAGCUAACCCAUCUAUACCAGCAUACAGGUACGAUCCCUAUAGCAAAGUGUUUUCCAGGGAAUAUUACGAUAUUGAUGCCAUGUUUCAAGCGAGGAAAGACGCCAUAAGUACAGCGUCAAGAGCUAAGAAAUUUGGACUCAUUCUGAGUACGUUAGGAAGGCAAGGAAGUCCAAAGGUGCUAGAGAAUUUAGAACAACGACUCAGCAAGGCGGGCCUGGAAUAUGUCAUUGUGCUGAUGUCUGAGAUUUUUCCGGGUAAACUUGGUUUGUUUGAGGACGUGGGAGCAUGGGUGCAAGUAGCUUGUCCACGAUUGUCCAUCGACUGGGGUUACGCUUUUCCAAAACCUCUGCUGUCGCCUUACGAGGCGUCAGUUGUGCUUGAACAAAUCGAAUGGCAAGAAAAUUACCCAAUGGAUUUCUACGCAAACACCAGUUUGGGACCCUGGACUGUGAAUAAUGAGCGAAAUAGACAAAUACCGGUUAGCAUUAGAAAAAAGAAUUUGCACACAGAAAAGCUGUCUGCGGAAAAUGUUUCAUUAAAUGUAGAGAGCAAGGAAGGAUGCGAUGGACAACCUAAGGAGUGCUGUGGGAAAUGCUAUCAUGAAAAGCUACUUAAGUUACAGGAAGAUAAAACUAAUCCACAGUGAUAUAGAGUGCUUCUAGCAAUAGCUAAAACAGUCGCCUUAGAAAAACAUUCGGGAAAGAGAAGGCUUCUACCUUUUCUUUCGCUCGAAUUGGACAGAGAGGUUUGCGAUCGAGUAUGCAAUACCAAAACUAUGUCGGCCAAUCAGAAUAAAGUAAUUAUCACGAGGAGCCAAUGAGAAGUGAAACUGGGUUAAGCGCGGGAAAACACGAAUGUCUAAGCCGUGAUUGGUUUCAAUUCUCCAUUUGGACCUGAUUGGUUGUGCCGAUGGCGUGAGUUUUUUGGACCAAUCAUGUCGAGAGUCCCAUUUAAGAAUAUGAUUGAGAUCGCUGGCCAGUGAGCCGCAAUUCAAAUCAAUUAAACUGAUAUCAUACGAACUAAUAUAAUGAGAGCAAAAGAAACGUUCACUUGCAGCAGCAGCAACAGAAAAGUGGACCAAAUCAAUAGAAGUUUAGAUUCUUGAAAUGACCACAGAGUGUACAUAACUUACAUACCUUUGUAUUCUGUAAAAUCUAAGACAUGCCUUCACCCCGAGACAGAAAAUAAAACUGGGCACGCAACUAAACAAAAAAAAAAAACGCCUGUUCUCAAGUUAAGAGCGAGUUGUAAGGCUCUUUUGUGGGUAGUGACUCACGAGGAGAGGUUUGUUUAUCCGUCGUUGUGUGAUUCAUCUCUAGUGAGAGUGAGCUAGACAGUACAAGAUGGUUCUUAAAGGAGCUUGUCGUUUCAAAGACCAGUCAUUCUUUAUCGGUAGGGGUGGGGGAAGGGGGUUGUCGCGGAAUUCCGCGAGUUUGAACUGUAGCAACUGGAAACUAUCUAGAGGCCUGGCUUUCAGCUCGGAGGCCUGGGACUGAAAAACGUGUUUUAAAUAAACGAAAACCUUUGAACAGAGGACGAUUUUUUUCUUUAACUUCGCAAAGGAAUUGUAAAUUUGGAAUAAAUGUGACUGCGUCAAGUGCUUUUUACUGUUUCAUGAGCGCUAAGUGAUGAGCAGGGAAGUGUGCUUCGUUUUGUGUGCGCCUAACCCUCUUGUCAAGCACGUGCAAAAGCAUCAGCCUCGCAAGCUAAGAAAACAGCGAAUGUUCAGCCUACAACAAAGAGUCUACAAUGCUUACCGAAAAAGGAGUCUUAGAAUAAACUAACUGAUAAAUAUCUAUCGUGGAAUACCAAUUCUCUGGAACACGUGACUAAGAUGUGCUCAUUUGUAAUACAUAGAAUCAACCAGAGAGAAAACACAAAAUGUUCUGAUUAAUCU
Messenger RNA from Stylophora pistillata, 2697 nucleotides. Its product is annotated as 2-(3-amino-3-carboxypropyl)histidine synthase subunit 1. The record is from RefSeq and is a predicted model, not a curated record. Gene Ontology annotation, molecular function: 2-(3-amino-3-carboxypropyl)histidine synthase activity. Gene Ontology annotation, biological process: protein histidyl modification to diphthamide. NCBI's taxonomy places the organism in Eukaryota, Metazoa, Cnidaria, Anthozoa, Scleractinia, Pocilloporidae.